Molecule: messenger RNA, 5195 nt
Organism: Phodopus roborovskii (desert hamster)
Lineage: Eukaryota; Metazoa; Chordata; Mammalia; Rodentia; Cricetidae
Gene: Cyyr1
Product: cysteine and tyrosine rich 1
Exons: 4
Coding region: 205-705 (166 amino acids)
Source: RefSeq, a predicted model, not a curated record
CGCACAGCCAGCUGGCUUCCUCGGUUCUCUGUCUGGGGUCAUGGCCAGGACUGCUCUGGACCCUGCUCUGAGGAGCGCAGCCCUGUCCACCUGACCACCCUGUAUCCUGGGCAUCGCUGCUGGGUUUCCUGGCUGUCCCUUCACCCCACCCUCUGCCAGGUUUACCGGUCUGUCUGACAGAGCAGCUUGGAGCCACCAGCUUGGAUGGAUGCACUGAGGCUGCCCCGGCGUCCAGGGGUCUUGCUUCCGAAGUUAGUCCUGCUCUUUGUCUACACAGAGGAUUGCCUUGCUCAGUGUGGCAAAGACUGCAGAUCCUACUGCUGUGAUGGGAGUACACCCUACUGUUGCUCCUACUACACCUACAUUGGGAACGUCCUCUCGGGCACCGCAAUCGCAGGCAUUGUGUUUGGAAUCGUGUUCAUCAUGGGGGUCAUUGCGGGAAUCGCCAUAUGCAUCUGCAUGUGUAUGAAGAGUAACCGGGGCACCCGGGUGGGUGUCAUCAGAGCAGCCCACAUCAACGCCAUCUCCUCUUACCCAGCGGCGCCGCCCCCCUAUCCUUACGACCACGAGAUGGAAUAUUGUGCAGACUUGCCUCCACCUUACUCUCCGACGCCACAAGCUUCAGCCCAGCGCUCCCCACCCCCUCCCUAUCCUGGAAACUCAAGGAAACAUUCCUCCUCCCACAACAGAAUAUGUUCCAAUUAGCAAUUUUACCCAGAAUGAAAUGCCUUAAUUUAGAAACAUGAAAAAAACAAAAAAAGAUUGUCUACUGAUUAAGGACAGAUACUAUAUCUCAGGCAGAAUUCCCAUGCAGAGAGAGACCAGGGUUCCUACCCUGCUCAGAGCUGACGCUAGGUGGAGAAUUCUGCUUGGUUCUAGGAAGUUACAUAGUAAGGGAUCUGCUGAUCCUAGUCAAGGACAGUCAGAUUAAAGCAAAGCACUUUGCAGGCCAGCUGAUAUGCAUGUUGCGUUAGGACUAGCUUAAGGAACUUUCAGUGUUGAAAUCCAGAAUAAAGAACAAAGGAUAAUCUGAUCCCCACCAGGAAACAGGUGUGUCCCACAUAGCUUUAGGAGAACUAGAAUUGGUCAGUAUUGCAUUUGUUCACAAAUACAUACGAAGUGCCUUAGAGUCUAUUCUGUGCCCGGCACCAACAGAGGCACUGCAUGGAAGUAACCAGAAGAGAACUUCGGUUUUACUACAGGCAUACCUCAUCAUGCUGCACUUUACCCUUUUGCACUUUCUGGGUGUUGCCUUUUUUAUUUUAUUUUAUUUACAAAUUGAAGGUCUGUGGUAACCUUGCACAAAACAGUAUCAUUCACCUAGUAGUAGGAGCUCACUUUCCAUCUUUGUAUCAUAUGUGGUAAUUCUCACUAAAUCGCAAAUGUUUUCAUUGUUGUUAUUGUUAUGUCUGCUGUGGUAAUCUGAGGUCGGGAACAGUUGAUACUGUUAACAGUAGUCUUGUGAUCUGUUUUGAACCCUGCCCCUGUAAGGCAGUGAGUGAUAAAUAUUGUGUGUUCUGUGUGUGCUCCCAUGGAAAACUUUCCUCCUUCUGUCCCCCUCCCUUUUCUGAGAAUAGUAUUGAAAUUAGGCCAGUUAAUAAGCCUACAGUGACCUCUAAGUGUUAAAGCUGAAAGGAAAGUAAUACAUCACUUGUUUUAAACUCAAAGCUGGAAAUAAUUCAUCUUGGUGAGGAAGGCUUGGUCAAAUCUGAGACAAGUUGAAAGGCUAGCCUCUUACACCGGUUCACAAGUUAAGCUGUAGACUUCCUCAAGGGAACUAAAACCGUCUCUCUCUGAGCCCAUGAAAAGAAAGAAAAGAGAAAGGUGAGCCAUUGUUUAUAAGGAGGACUCUUUAGUGGUGUGGGUAGCAGAUCAAGUAGCCACAUUCCCUCAAAUCAUAAAGCUUAAUCCAGAGUUAGGCUCCGACUGUCUUCAUCCUACAAAGGCUGGCAGGGGCGAAAAGGCUGUAAGAGCGGGAUUUGAAGGCAGCAGAGAUCAGUUCCUCAAGUUAAGGAGAGGCGUUGCUUUUGAAACAUCACAGUGAAAAGUGAGGCAGCAGGCAGUGAUGUGUAGGCCUUGGCCAGUUCUCCCAAAGACAUAGUUAGGAUCGCCUUUAUGGCUGCAGUAAACCUGGGUCUAGAUACAAAUGAAAGACCCUACUCUUGAAAGACGUGCUCUUUAGAACUUUCACAGCCAGAGGAAAGAAGCCAUCCCAACUCCAAAGCCUUGAAAGACAUGCUGGCUUUCUUGUUAGUGUCUGUGACACAAAUGGUGACUUUCAGAUGAAGCCAAUAUUCAAUAAUCAUUUACCAGUGAAAACAUUUAAGAGUAUGCUAAUUCCACUCUGUCUAUAGUUUAUAAAUAGAACAACCAACUCAAUUUUCAAUGUCGUUUAAUGGAUAUUUUAAGCCAAGUGUUGGGACCUACUGCUCAGGGGAAAACAAGGGUUCUUUCAAAAUUUAUUGCUCAUUGACAGUGCAUUGAUUGUCCAAGAGCUCAGAUGGAGAUGUGCAAAGAGAUGAAGAUAUUUUUUUAUAUUUAAUUAUGUCCCAAGCCCACUCUGUGUCACAUAGAUUAUUAGUAACGUCAACUUCAAGCUUUACUAUUUGAUAUUUGAUAAAGCCUUUUAUAUGAUCAUAGCUGACAUGAGGACUUCUGUAGGCUUGACAAAGUAAAUUAGAUGCAUCCUGGAAAGAGCUCACCAUUGUAGAAGCCAUUAAAAGCAUCCAUGAUUCAUGGAAAGAGGUCUGGAUAUUGAUAUUAAUAUUCACCUGGAAGAAGUUGAUUUCAACCCUCAUGCAAAAUUCUGGUGGUUUUAAGGCUUGGUGGAGGAAGUACCUACAUAUGGUAGAAUCACAAAGGAACUAGAAUUAGAGAUAGAAUGAAGAUGUUACUCAAUUACCCCUCACAGUACACUACCAAAUGAACCAUUGCUUCUUAUGGGUAAGCAAUGAAAAGUGGUGUCAUUGAAAUGUACUCCUGGAGAAAGGUGCAGGAGGCAGAGAUGAGAUGAUAGCAAAGUGUUACUUUUAAGUUAUUUGAUAAGUCAGAAGAAGGAUUAGAGCUGACUACAAAUUUAAGGGAGACACACUGUCCAUUAAAAGCUAUCAAACAGCAUCACAUGCUACAAAGAACCCUUUCAUGAGAAGUUUCAACCCAUACCACAGGCUUCACUGUACUUUGAAGGAACUAACAGCUCUUCAGCUUCAGCAACCAUUAGCCCAAUCACUGAGCAAAUCUCACCCCACCACCACCAAAAAGAUUCAAACCCACUGAAAGCUUGGGUGUUAGUUACCAGGUCUUAGCAACAAAAUAUUUUUAAUACAGGUGUAUACAUUGCUUUGAAGAAACUUAAUAAAUAGUAGUACAGUGUAUAAACAUUACUUCAAUCUGCCCUAGAAAACGAAAAUGUAUUCAUGUCUUUCUCUUGUGAAAUUUGCCUUAUAUGAAAGACAAGCAGCUUCACUGGGGACAUGGAAGAGCUGUUACUGAUACAGGUAGAACAUCAAACCCAUGCCAUCUCUAAGAUAUACCUGUAAAAACAAAACAACAACAACAACAAAACAGUUGCAGCAUUACUGUUGACUAGAUAGCUUGGCCAUCAUCAAGAUUCCAAAUAAAAUUUAGCUAUGCAGUAAAGAAAUAUUCUAGGAAUGAUAUCCAAAAUGAAUAGCAGAUUAGUCCUUUUUUAGCAUCAAACUAUUUUUUGCCUGUUUUGGGUAUGUGUGAAGUGACCAGUUGAGUCUCCAGUAGAUGAAUCUUAUUCAUUAGUUUGAUUAUUUAAGCAAAAACGAAGGUACUCAACAGGUUCUGGGAGCUAAAAUCUGCUUAGUUAUUACUAGCCCUUCCUAAAAACCACUUGGUUUUAGUCACUAGCAUGAUGAAGGUUGCUCCGACUGCAGAGUAAAAGGUGAGAAACCAUAUUCCCAGGAAUUUUAUAUCAGUAAUAAAAUGCCAGAAUUUGGCCAUAUACAACACACUUUUUUUUUAAAGGGGAGAUAAAAUUUGAUUUCUUUCUAUAGAAAUAUGCUCAUGUGUAAUAGCCAAUUUUCUGUAUUUUAUAAACUUUAAAUAAUAUAUUCUUUUAGAAAAACCAUGUAAUUAAUGGAAAAGGUAAGGAGCCAAUUGUUAUCUCUUACCCAAGUAGAGAUUUUCAUGAAGUGCUUACCUUCAAAUGUAAGAGCAGUCAAUAAACAAUUCAAACGUGCCUUAGUCUACUGCAAGUGGCCUUAACACAUUCACUUUUAUGUGGGUCCUUCUGUGUAUUUUUAAACUGUUUGCUGAACACUGGGGUUAAGUGAGAGCUUCAUAUCACUUUAGUGAGGACCCUAAAACAGUCAAUGCAAUAUCAUGAUUAUAAUUCAGUGACACCCCAAAAUGACACUAAGAAACUUGAUAAAUAACCAGAAGAAAUACCUUGCAGUAUAAGUUGUGGAGUUUGUGCUUACAUUUGGGAAAGAAUAUGAGUGAGUAGUGGCUUUUAUUGUAACAAAUAUCUACAUUAGAAAUGUGUUGAUCUGAUGAACAUGGUCUUCAGUGAGGUACUAAGGCUAGAUUGGUUUUCAAUGACUUGCUUGGUUUGGCAGAGGAUAACAUUAGGAAGACAAGAAGCCAUCAGGGGUUCCUGGCUGGAGUGAGAGGCUGCUUUGCAUGAAGUAUUAGCACAGUGUUGACUGUCCAUGGGUUUUAAUUUAUUUUUCUUCUGCAAAUGUGAUUAGUCACUGCUACUCUACAACUCUAAUUCACAGUGCCAAAGUCUCUGGGGUUUGAGAAUGUUGUUUGCAAAUGCACUACACCUUCCAAAGAAAAAGUGGAGCAACAAGUCUAUCAAAAUGGAAUACUCAUCUUCACACUAAUAUAGAUCCACCAUGUGCCUCCUAUGUCCUAUAAAUAUUACCUGCCCGGGAACCAUUUCUGUCCACACCAUCUCUCUUUGAGUUGUUCAUGGUGACUGGUAAGGUAUAGAACAGACCUAUACAUUUACAACAAAUGAAGGGUUUUACUGUUUUUAUUUAGUGUCAUAAUAACGUAAAUGAAUAUAUCAUAGAUAUUUAAAGUUCACUGAUGUAUAUUGGAGAAAAACAAUAUUUGAUGUAAAAAUGUGUGUUAUCGCUAUUUAAAACCUAACAUUUACUAUGGCUAAAUUGUCUAUAAUGAAGAAUAAAACAAAAGAACUUACUAUAACAAGGACCACA